AAGCCUGCGGGGAUUACUUCUGCAGCGCCAACAACCAGCACGAGCAGGGCGCAAUUGCGCUUUCGCAGCGCCACCUUCCUGCUCCGAGAGGCUUCUCCGUUUCUGAAAAAAGGAAGCGGCGAUGGGGAAAAAGGCGUGCCGCCCUCAAAGGCAACGGGCAGCGGCUUCGUUUCCUCCUCCUGGACCUGUGCGAGCCGUUCUGCACAUGCUCAGUGGCAAUGAAAGCCGGCAGCAAACUUGGGGGGCUCGAGCCUGCGGCUCCUUCCCCCCCCCCCGCCUCGCCACCCUAUUAGGUUCCUGGAGAGCGGCUGAGUCAGGGGCUGAGUCACAGGGAGGAGCGCCUCCCCUGGCAGGACGGGAUGGUUUCGUUUCCCCUUCUCUGGUUUCCCGUCGCCACUCGGUGCCUCUCUUUGCUCGCAGCCGUAGCCCUUCCUGCGACCCGUGCGUAACAGCCGCGCCCAUUCCUCCCGGUUAUAAGACAUGGACCGCCUCACUGCAGCAAACAGUGCCUUUGCCCUCAAUCUGUUCAAGAAGCUAAGUCAAAAUAAUAAUACAGCGAACGUGUUUUUUUCUCCGUUGAGCAUUUCUUCUGCUUUGACGAUGGUUUCUCUGGGUGCGGCAGGGAACACCGCAGCCCAGAUGGCAAAGGUAUAUCCAGAUAAAUACGUUUUAUUGCCCACUGACAGCUAUCCUCUAUGGUUUCUCCAGGAUUUUUUGGCUGGCACUCAGAAGUUCUACAGAGCUGAGUUAGCCACAGUGGAUUUCCAAUAUAAUUCAGACAAUACACGAAAACAAAUCAACCAGUGGGUUAAGGACCAAACUGAAGGUAAAAUCUGUGACUUGUUACCUGAGCAUUCAAUUGAUAAACGCACGAAAUUGGUUCUGGUGAAUGCCAUCUACUUCAGAGCCGACUGGGCAGAGAAGUUUCAAGACAAAUUCACUAUGGAGAUGCCUUUUAGACUGAAUAUGAAGGAAAAGAAGAUGGUGAAUAUGAUGUUUCUGAAAAAGAAGCUUCCUUUGGGGCACAUUCCUGAGUGUAGGUGUCGGGUGCUAGAACUUCCUUACGAGGGAAAAGAAUUUAGCAUGAUGAUCCUGCUGCCUGAUGAUAUCGAGGAUAGCUCCACUGGCCUGGAACAGCUGGAGAAGCACCUCACCUUUGGAAAGCUCCUAGAGUGGACACACCCGGCAAAGAUGGAAAACACUGUAGUUUAUGUGCAUCUGCCUAAAUUUAAACUGGAGGAGAGCUAUAACCUCAACAAUGACUUGGCAGCGUUGGGACUGCUGGAUAUCUUCAACAGCAGAAAGGCAGAUUUAUCUGGAAUGUCAGAAGCCCGGAAUCUCUAUGUGUCCCAUAUUGUUCACAAGUCAUUUAUAGAAGUGAAUGAAGAGGGAGCAGAAGCGGCGGCAGCAACUGCUGUUGUUAUUACAACGACAUGUACCUCUACACAUAUUAUGGAAGUGGAUUUCAACGCUGACCACCCCUUCCUAUUUUUUGUCCGCCACAACCCAACAAGAAGUGUACUUUUCUUUGGCAGGUUUGCUUCUCCAUGAAAAGUAGAAUAAACGGUUGCACCGGAUAAAUUGAUGGACAACAUACUGCUUGUUAUUUCCUUGUUUUAGCUUUUUUUCCAGAUACUUAGAAUUAUGGAAUUGUGGAGUAGGAAGGGACAUUCCAACUGCUUGCAAUGCAGGAAUUCUGCCCAUGGCCUUCCUUGGUUCUUACAGGCUUUUAGAAGGAAUGUGGUCCAUUCUGGAUAUGGAUUCAUUUGGGGAAAU
Messenger RNA from Podarcis muralis (Common wall lizard), 1776 nucleotides. NCBI's taxonomy places the organism in Eukaryota, Metazoa, Chordata, Lepidosauria, Squamata, Lacertidae. The record is from RefSeq and is a predicted model, not a curated record.